Prunus armeniaca (apricot) is the source of this 267-nucleotide messenger RNA. The record is from the annotation of a GenBank genome assembly. NCBI's taxonomy places the organism in Eukaryota, Viridiplantae, Streptophyta, Magnoliopsida, Rosales, Rosaceae.
AUGCGCAAUGUCGCGUACAAACAGCGCAUCGCUAAGUACUACGACUCCCGAGUCAAAGCCCGUGCUUUCAAACUUGGGGACUGGGUCAUGCGCAAGAUUUCCUUGGCCACCAAGAAUCCCACUGAAGGUACCUUGGGCCCAACAUGGGAAAGUCCUUAUGAGGUUACCAAAGUCUGCCGCCCCGGCACUUAUCAGCUUCGUGACACCAAGGGCAAGACCUUGCCUCAUCCUUGGAAUGCUGAUCACCUCAAGUACUACUAUAAGUAA